AUGACUCUCCUUCAGCCUUCCAAUGCCUUGGUACUUUGGCUUUCACUGCUGAUGGUACCAAGUUCAGUGAACAUGGAUAAACCUGAAGAGAAAACUUAUUCCUGCCCAGUAAUUCAGUGCAGUGCUCCUGCAGUCAUUGGCUUACCAGGCAGAGAUGGAAGAGAUGGUCCCAAAGGUGAAAAAGGAGAACCAGGAGAAGAACUGAGAGGUCCACCAGGUUUCCCUGGAAAAGUGGGACCUCCAGGAUUAAAAGGAGACUUAGGACCACAAGGAGAGAAAGGAGAAAAAGGAGAACGUGGAAUUGUAGUAGCCGAUGACCUGCAGAGAAAAGUAACUGCUUUGGAAACAAAAAUACAAGUUUUGGAGACUGAACUAAACAGAUACAAACAAGCUUUGAUUUUAAAGAAGAUCAAGAGUAUUGGUAGAAAAAUAUUUGUCUCAACUGGAAAAGAAGAUACUUUUGCCAAUGGAAAAUCCCUUUGUGAAAAAGCUGGGAGUGUACUUGCCUCUCCUAGGAAUGAGGCUGAAAAUACGGCCAUAAAAGACUUAAUGGCACCUUCAAAGCAGGCUUAUAUGGGGAUAUCUGAUGAACAGACUGAAGGCAGGUUCAUGUAUCUGAAUGGAGGAGCUGUAACUUACAGCAACUGGAAAGAUGGAGAACCAAAUAAUCUAAAAAAUGAAGACUGUGCAGUAAUACAAGACUCUGGAAAAUGGAAUGACGUUAAUUGUUUGAGUUCAAAUGUCUUAAUUAUCUGUGAAUUUUCGAGCUGA
This is a messenger RNA of Apaloderma vittatum (bar-tailed trogon), 771 nucleotides long. RefSeq names its product mannose-binding protein A-like. The transcript has 4 exons. Gene Ontology annotation, biological process: surfactant homeostasis; positive regulation of phagocytosis. Lineage: Eukaryota; Metazoa; Chordata; Aves; Trogoniformes; Trogonidae. Bases 1 to 771 code for a protein of 256 amino acids. Gene Ontology annotation, cellular component: multivesicular body; rough endoplasmic reticulum. The record is from RefSeq and is a predicted model, not a curated record.